Nestor notabilis (Kea) is the source of this 409-nucleotide messenger RNA. RefSeq names its product syntaxin-17-like. Gene Ontology annotation, cellular component: membrane. Lineage: Eukaryota; Metazoa; Chordata; Aves; Psittaciformes; Psittacidae. The annotation marks the transcript as partial. The transcript has 3 exons. The record is from RefSeq and is a predicted model, not a curated record. Gene Ontology annotation, biological process: vesicle-mediated transport.
AUGUCUGAAGAUGAUGAGAAAGUUAAACUCCGUCGAAUUGAACCUGCCAUUCAGAAAUUCAUUAAAGUGGCAAUUCCAACAGAUUUGGAAAGGUUAAGAAAACACCAAAUAAAUAUUGAGAAGUAUCAGAGAUGCAGGCUCUGGGACAGAUUGCAUGAAGAGCACAUUAAUGCAGGACGAACAGUUCAGCAACUCCGCUCCAAUAUGAGAGAGAUGGAGAAACUCUGUUUGCGAGUCCGGCAGGAAGACAUCCUGGUGCUGCAGAGAAUGAUAAAUCCCGUUAAAGAGGAAGCUUCACUUGCCAUAAAAGACUUCCUGCAGCUCCAUUCUCAAUCUGCAGAAGAACUUAAAAGGCAACUCGAAGGACAGGAGGAUGCCUCUUUAACCAGAUCUGCUACUGUAGGAGGAG